CAGCGCUUUGUUGCUCAGGUUCGCAUGGUGAAAGAUGGCAACCCCUCUUGGAAGCCCACCUUUAUUGUGAAACCCGACGGUGGAUGUCAGGGUGAUGGAAUCUACCUCAUUAAAGACCCCAGGGACAUCCGCCUGGCAGGCAACCUCCAGAGCAGGCCGGCUGUGGUCCAGGAGUACAUUUGCAAACCUCUCCUGAUCGACAGGCUGAAGUUUGAUAUUCGUCUGUAUGUCUUACUCAAGUCCUUAGAGCCCUUAGAGAUUUAUAUAGCCAAAGAUGGACUCUCUAGAUUUUGCACCGAGCCAUAUCAGGAGCCCACGUCCAAAAACCUCCACCACAUCUUUAUGCACCUAACCAACUACUCCCUGAACGUCCACAGCAGCAACUUUGUCCAUUCGGACAGUGCGAGCACAGGCAGCAAAAGGACUUUCUCCAGCAUCCUUUGUAGGUUGUCUGCUAAAGGUGUCGACAUCAAGAAGGUCUGGUCGGACAUCAUCUCCUUGGUGAUUAAGACUGUCAUUGCCCUGACUCCAGAGCUCAAAGUGUUCUACCAGUCGGACAUUCCAGCAGGAAGGCCGGGGCCCACGUGCUUCCAGAUUCUAGGCUUUGACAUCCUUCUGAUGAAAAACCUGAAGCCUAUGCUACUUGAAGUAAACGCAAAUCCCAGCAUGCGGAUUGAACACGAGCAAGAACUUUCUCCAGGGGUGUUUGAGCAUGUCCCCAGUGCUGUGGAUGAAGAAGUGAAAGUGGCUGUGAUCAGAGACACGCUGCGCCUCAUGGACCCACUUAGGAACAGAAGAGACACCCAACCUCAGCAGUCUGAAAAUGCAGAAGAUACUUCGGACAGUGACAUGCUCGCCGCCCCGGAGGGCCACUCCCAUUCCGAACCCUACCUGCCCUCCAUCUGCCUCAAGCAAGUGUUCCCCAAGUACGCCAAGCAUUUCAACUACCUGCGCCUGGUGGACAGGAUGGCAAAUCUGUUUAUCCGGUUCCUGGGCAUCAAGGGGACAAUGAAGUUGGGACCAACAGGCUUCCGUACCUUCAUAAGGAACUGCAGGCUCAGCAGCAGCAGCUUGUCCAUGGCCGCGGUGGAUAUUCUCUACAUCGACAUCACAAGGAGAUGGAGCUCCAUGACCCUGGACCACGGGGACUCAGGGAUGUGUCUGCAGGCUUUCGUAGAAGCCUUCUUCUACCUGGCCCAGAGGAAGUUCAAGAUGCGGCCGCUCCACGCGCAGGUAGCCUCGCUGAUCGACCUGUGUGAAUACCACCUGUCUCUGCUGGAUGAGAAGCGGCUGAUGUACGGUCGGAGCGGCACCACGGGGUACCGGCCCCCGGGCAGCAGCACGCCCCAGGGAGCCACCCCCUUGGAGGGCACCUCUCCACUCGGCCCAAACGAUGCCAACAAACUCUCCCAGUCCAAAUAUCUUCUGUCCUGAGGGCUUCUCUGCCCUUCUCCAAGGAGAGAGCCCGGUCAGGGCCGCUGACGAACCCCUGAGCUGGCAGCGGCGGCGAAAUGGCAGGCUGCUGAGAAUUCCAGACUGAGGUUCCUGCUGCUCGUUGUCACCGCGUUCUGCGCUCUGCAAGCCUGAGUGACUAUCCCCGCCUUCCUCCCGGGGCUCCGCCAGGCUUGCUACUCCUCAGCGGACAUAGGACACAUCCAGCACGUGGGCAGAUGGCAUCGUCCCUCCUGGGGUCGCCUGCCCGGGUGAGACAGUUAGGUGUGGGGCACACAGGGGCAGGUCUGGAGGCUCGGGAGCCCACAGGAGGAACCCGGGUGCAUUGUGGUGCCUGCCUCCCCUGCAGCCUGGGCAAAACUCGGCAGAACCAACAAGUGGGUGCGCAGUGAUCUCCCGUCCCAGCCAUGUGCUACUCGGUGUACUUAACAGAUUAGCCUCAUUUAUUUCAUUAGUUUGCCUUGUUGCUGCAGUGUUUGGUUUGUUAUUAAUUAAGAAAUAAUUAAUUAAGAAGUCACUAAGUCAGGCUUUUCGAGUCUCAGCGCUGGCGAGAUCCCCAGAGAUCAGUUGAUGGGGCAUUACUGGACUUUGACCCCAAAGUUGGGGUCCUCUGGGCAGCCUCCCUGCCCCUAGGCAUGUGGCCAAGGGGCGCCUGUACACCCAGCACUGUGUAAGGCGUGGGGGCAUGGUGGUGGUGGAGGGGGGUUGCCAAUGAACUCUGGAUAACGGUCUAGACCUAAACAGGGUCUCACAGCUGUCAGACGUGCUGUGAGGAAAAGCUCCUCCUUCCCAAGGGCCCCUCUCCCUGUCCUAUCUGUGUCCCCCACAGCCCCCUGUCCCCCAGGGGGAGCCUUAGAAGCAGCCCACGGUAGCACAUUGCUAGAUGGCUGGGUCUGUAGGUGGCAAGACCCCUGCAAAGUCAAGCCUUCUAAACACUGUUGUAGUUUGGGGGUAGCAUGGCCCUUUCCCAGAAGGUGCCCUUUAGAGGAUUCUUGGGCCUAGACGGAGCUGACCAACACAGCCUGGAAGAGGCACUUAGCGGGGCCCGUUAGAAGGAACUCUAGGCUCCGCCCGCCCUCCGGGAAGUAGUUUUAAACUCCAAGACCCACGGUCAUGGAGUUGGUUCCAACUCACAGGGACUCCAAUAGAAGGGUGAUAAUCCCAGCUUCACGUCAGGAAGGUGCAGUCAAGCCGGGACUCCUCUGCCGUCCUUCCUGCGGGAGCCCACCCUCUCCAGGAGCCACGCCUGUCUCCCCCUGCAGUGCAGUCUCUUCCCUCCUCCCCCAUCCCUCCCCCAAACACACGCAUGCACACACACACUGCAAGCAGCAAGAGGACAGGAGGAGCUUUGGAAAGGUCAUCAGCUUGACGCUCCUGUCACCCUGGGCAGCUAGGGGAUGCUACUUCCAGAAGGGAACGCCCAGGGAGCUUGGUCACGUGGUGGGAGUCGGGUCAUGGUCCAUGGCUGCCUGUAGACUCCUGAGCCCUCAGCUCUACAUGCCUGGGUCGCUCAAGCUCCGAAUGGAAGCCCCUAUUCCAGUGGGGAAGCUUGGACUCUGCCCUGUUGGCCUCGGGCGGGGCAAUUCAUGUCCCCAAGUGGCCCACUGCUAGAAACUGUAUGGAGGACACCAGCCUGCUCCUCCUGUCCCCGUCACCAUUGCAAUGGAUUUCACAGCACCCCAGCUCAUCUCUCAUCGCUGGGAGUAGCAGUAGGAAGUACUUUUAAAUAAAGCUCUAACUUCUUGAAGUUGCUUCGCAGAAAGCAUUCACAUGCCAAAGUGGAGCGUGGAGUGCAGUGUUCAGGUUUAGAACUAAUCAAGGACAUUGGAUUUAUAAAAACACCAAAAUGCGCUCAGUCACCACACCGUUUGGCGUGACCGACACUUCAGCUCCGAAGCAGAGUGCACACUCCCGCCCCGAGAGCGGUCCACGUCAGCGGGGGCACUCCCUGUCCUAGAAGGUCCCCCUGCUCUGCAGGCUAGGCCUGAGUGAGCCCUGCACCCCGCGCCCCUAGAGGACACAGGGCCUCUGCAGUGGUUAGGGAAACAGGCCAGUGUGGGGCAAAGUCAGCUCCCCCACCCCCACUGUACGGAUUCCUUACAGAAAACCCUCUGUGUGCACCCCUUUGGCAUAUACCCCUUUGGUGGAUGGUCUAUCAUUAGACAGUGUAACUAAAAUGACAGAAAAGCAGACAUUUCCUCCCCCCUAGAAGAGAACAAAAAUAGAUAAUUCAAAUGCUCUUUGGUAAGCCUUGGACUAGAGGCUCACAGCAUGCUUCAAACCCACCAGCCACUCCAAGGGAGAAAGAUGAGGCUGUCUGCACCCAUAAAGAUUUACAACCUUA
This is a messenger RNA of Echinops telfairi (small Madagascar hedgehog), 3796 nucleotides long. RefSeq names its product tubulin tyrosine ligase like 11 (gene TTLL11). Lineage: Eukaryota; Metazoa; Chordata; Mammalia; Afrosoricida; Tenrecidae. Gene Ontology annotation, molecular function: tubulin binding; tubulin-glutamic acid ligase activity. The coding region runs from base 25 to 1434 and encodes 469 amino acids. Gene Ontology annotation, cellular component: cilium. Gene Ontology annotation, biological process: protein polyglutamylation; microtubule cytoskeleton organization. The transcript is spliced from 7 exons. The record is from RefSeq and is a predicted model, not a curated record.